UGGAGAAAGAUACAGAGCAGGAGAGAUAGAGUGAGAUCAUUACUACCCCCGGGUUCUUUCUUUGGUGGGGACGAGGGGAGAGAUGUUCCUGAUGAAGAGUGUUCUGCUGUUGCUCUGGCUGACAUUGCUUCAGCUUGUGAUGUCCUGGGUGGCAUCGCUCCAGCUCGUAGUGUUUCUAGUGAUAUUUUCUCUCUCCUUACACAGGCAUAACUCAGGCGUUUUAUACUGCUCUUGGUUUAUUCAUUGCAGCUUCGUCUGGCUCACACCUUGGCCACAUUCCAGGGGAGACUUCCAGAAGGUCUUUCUGUGUGCCUGCAGAGAUUGGCACCAAGUAGCCUCUGCCCCUCUUUGCUGUCCAGUCUCCACCACACCCCGUGGGCAGUAGGUGGACAGAGAUGACAUUUCAGAGCUGUUGCUUCUCACUUGCAGCACUCUCUCAGAGGACAGGUAACUGGAUUUUGUUUCCGUUCCAAUGGUCUGUUGUAGCAGAAGGAAGCUGUGGCUGCCUGAGCCUGAGCCUCAACAUCUGGAAGAGUUGGGAGAUACCCUGGGUGCCUGUGAGGAUAAAGGGAUCUGAUACACAUCUUAGGGCAAUGUGUAAUGUCUCUGUAGGAGGUGUGAAAGGAAUUGGGAGUCUCAUCUGCCUGGAGACAGAAACUCUGCUGUCUUUCACAUGGCAGGGGAGUGAUGAUGCAGCAGAGGAGCAGAUAGAAGAGGAGCAGAGGACCAUGUCUUCAAAACAUGCUGUCAGCCAGCUGGAGGUGACCAAGAUCCGGGCAAUUAAAGCUGGCACGCUGGAGAAGCUUGUGGAAAACCUUUUGACAUCUUUUGGAGACCACGAUUUUGCCUACACAGACAUCUUCCUCUCAACAUACAAGGCAUUUACAUCCACUAAGAGAGUCCUGGAGCUUCUCCUUGACCGAAAGGAGAACCUGGAGACCCCAGCCUUCGAGGAGACAGAGAGCAAGAACUGCUCCGAGCACAAAGCUCUGCCUAGAACGGCUGUAGCAUCAGUGUUAAGUGCCUGGCUCAGUCAGUGCUCCGAGGACUUCUGAGAGCCUCCCAACUACCCUUCUCUCCUGAAGGUUCUGGACUACCUGAACAGGAACCUGCCUGGCUCUGACACAGAGAAGAAGGCCCAGAAACUCUUGGAAAAAUUCCAGAGUGAAGGAACAGAGAACAACUGUGAUGAAUUCCUUAAUACCAGCUGCCAUGUCCUGGAGGUCCAAUAUGAAGAAGAACUACAAUUUUCUUCUUUGCCUGAGGCCCUUGUAGCAGAACAGCUGACCUACAUGGACUCUAAAUUGUUCCAGAAAGUUGUUUCCCAGCAUUGUUUGGGGAGCAUUUGGUCACGCAGGGACAGGGAUGAAAACAAAGAGCUGGUGCUUAGCAUCAGAGCCACCAUCACUCAGUUCAACGCCGUUUGCAAUUGCGUUGUGAGCACCAUCGUGAAGAAUAAGGACCUAAAGACACAUCAGAGAGCCAGGAUCAUGGAGAGAUGGAUCCAUAUUGCCCAUGAGUGUCGUGCGCUGAAGAAUUUUUCUGCCCUGGGGGCUGUUGUUUCGGCACUGCAAUCCUGUGCUGUCUUUUGGCUCAAGAGUUCCCGGGCACGUGUUCCAAAAAAGGCAGUGCUGCUGUUAGAGGAGCUGGCCCAUAUCUUUGCAGACCGUAGCAAUUACUUGGCAGCUAAGGAGCUGGUGGCAAAGGGGACAGGGCAAGUCCUGGUACCUUACCUCGGUGCUUUCCUCACUGAUCUUGUCAUGCUCGACGCAGCUCUUGGCGGGCUGCUGAACUUCGAGAAGAGGCGCAGGGAGUUUGAGGUGAUUUCCCAAAUUAAGCUGCUUCAGUCUGCGUGUAAGAGCUAUUUCUUGACGCCCAACCACAAAUUCAUCCAGUGGUUCAGGAAGCAGGAGCACUUAACUGAGGAGGAGAGUUACCGCCUGUCACAGGAGAUUGAAGCAGCUGCUAAGAUCAGACCCGCACCAGCCAAACGUCAGCAGAGUGUGGUGGAGAGGCUCAGCCUGCUCCUGAUGGGCUCUGAGGCAGUCACCCACAGCAUGGCUGCCAAAGAACAUCCUGACUUCAGGCCUAAGGGAAGCUCUGGGGAGAGUGAUGACUCGGCCAGAAUCUCGGCAUCUGAGGUCAGUCAUUUUGAAGCUGAAGAGGCAGGUCUGCAGCACUCCCAGGGGCACUCUUUGGAUGAACUACACAAGCAGGGACCAACAGAAGGGAUUUGA
Molecule: messenger RNA, 2237 nt
Organism: Pogoniulus pusillus (Red-fronted tinkerbird)
Lineage: Eukaryota; Metazoa; Chordata; Aves; Piciformes; Lybiidae
Product: ral guanine nucleotide dissociation stimulator-like 1
Exons: 15
Biological process (GO): Ras protein signal transduction; positive regulation of GTPase activity
Cellular component (GO): plasma membrane
Molecular function (GO): guanyl-nucleotide exchange factor activity
Source: RefSeq, a predicted model, not a curated record